AUGGCAGACCUUAGCAAUAUCCUCGCCGCGCUGGCGGCACAGAGGCAAGGUAGCACUCCGCAAACCGCUCCCCCUCCACCUGUUCCUGGUGCCUCUUACCCUCCACCUCAAUACGCCACUCCCCCCGGCAGCGCACCGCCCUACGGACUCCCUCAGCCCAUACACUCCGGGAGUGUCGACUUGACCAACAUAAAGCCAGUCAGCUCCGGCUCUGUCAGCAUUGCCGAUGCUGUCGCCAAAGCUCGGGGCAUCGCUGCCGAAAAGGGCAUCUCUUAUGAUCCUAGUAGACCACCUAUGAACCCAUCAGAUCUUCGCACUGGAAGUAGAACGUACCGACGCUCAAGGUCACCCUCUCGGUCUCCCCCCCACCGCGAGGGCUAUCGCGAUGCCUACAAUACUUACAGGGAUGAACGACGCGGGAACGAGCGCGGUUACAAUAGAGAGCGCUCCUUUUCUCCAAGAGGCGGACGUUAUUCUCCUGGGCGAUAUCGAGAUGAUCGCUCACCUGGGCUUGACCGAGGAGGUGAAGGCGAAUCAGAAAUUCUACCUCUCGACAAAGGUGUGGUAGGUCUUAUCAUCGGACGUUCUGGAGAAAAUCUACGCAGAGUCGAAAACACAACAGGCGCUCGGGUACAAUUCAUGGAUGGACCCGAAGUGCCUGGACCUCAACGGCACUGCAGGAUAUCUGGCAGUCGAACGGCCCGGACAGCGGCCAAGGCCGAGAUUUUCAGGAUCAUUGACGACAACGAAGUUGUGAAGAGGGGUCAGGACAAGCCCCGCACCAACCAAACCAAGGUCACGAGUACCAAAGAAGGCGACAGCCUUCAAAUGAUGGUCCCCGAUCGCACCGUGGGUUUGAUUAUCGGUCGAGGAGGAGAAACUAUUCGAGAUUUACAAGAUCGAAGUGGAUGCCAUGUCAACAUCGUUGGAGAAAACAAGAGCGUGAAUGGUAUGCGACCGGUCAAUCUGAUUGGCAGUGCGUCGGCACAGCAAUAUGCAAGAGAUUUGAUCCUUGAGAUUGUAGAGAGUGAUCAGAAAGGUAUCAGCAUCAAAGAUCUCCACCGUGAGCGAGAGGACUCGCACGGCAAGAUUAACGAUAGUAUCGUUGUACCCGGCGAAGCGGUGGGUAUGAUCAUCGGCAAAGGGGGUGAGUCCAUCCGUGACAUGCAGAAUCAAACAGGGUGUAAGAUCAAUGUCUCGCCUGCUGCUGGACGAGAUAUUGAACGCGAAAUUGGUCUUAUCGGUAGCCGGCACGCCAUUGAUGCCGCCAAACGUGCGAUCAUGGAGAAAGUCGACGUUGUGCGUGCUCGGACACAAGCUCGUGAACGUGAAAGUCGCGACGACUAUACGGACAGGUAUUCCGGACAGCAGCCUGUGUAUCCUCCCGCUGCCGGUGGUAUUGCCCAAGGCGUUGCACCACCCCCAGCGGCAGGGGAGGCAGACCCAUAUGCUGCAUAUGGUGGCUACCAGAACUACCUUCAGAUGUGGUAUGCCGCCAUGGCAGCUCAACAACAAGGUGGCCAAGGUCAAGGUGAGCAACGAUGA
Messenger RNA from Fonsecaea pedrosoi CBS 271.37, 1545 nucleotides. RefSeq lists its product as uncharacterized. Gene Ontology annotation, molecular function: mRNA binding. Gene Ontology annotation, biological process: regulation of gene expression. The record is from RefSeq and is a predicted model, not a curated record. Lineage: Eukaryota; Fungi; Ascomycota; Eurotiomycetes; Chaetothyriales; Herpotrichiellaceae. The transcript is spliced from 4 exons. Bases 1 to 1545 code for a protein of 514 amino acids. Gene Ontology annotation, cellular component: cytoplasm; nucleus.